Messenger RNA from Cercocebus atys (sooty mangabey), 2155 nucleotides. It is a transcript of the gene RFX8, whose product is annotated as RFX family member 8, lacking RFX DNA binding domain. Bases 190 to 1974 code for a protein of 594 amino acids. NCBI's taxonomy places the organism in Eukaryota, Metazoa, Chordata, Mammalia, Primates, Cercopithecidae. Gene Ontology annotation, molecular function: RNA polymerase II cis-regulatory region sequence-specific DNA binding; DNA-binding transcription factor activity, RNA polymerase II-specific. The transcript is spliced from 15 exons. The record is from RefSeq and is a predicted model, not a curated record. Gene Ontology annotation, biological process: regulation of transcription by RNA polymerase II.
UCCCGAGCUCACCGCGCGCCCUCGCGCACCCGGGCUCGGGCCUGGCGGACUGGGUUUCCGCCCCGCGCCCCGCGCGCCCCGUUCUAAAGUAAACACCGAGGAGCGGCGGUGGCAGGACCGGUGCAACCCAGCGCCGCCCACGGCCGCUGCUCGCUGCCUGCCUCGGUGCUGCAGGCCCGGGACCGAGCCAUGGCCGAGGGGGUGCUGGCCUCGCCGUCAAGCCUUGGGGGCAGCCGGGGCCCGCACAGCGGCGUCAUCCAGUGGUUGGUCGACAACUUCUGCAUUUGCGAAGGGUGCAGUGUCCCUCGCUGUCUCAUGUAUGAGAUUUACGUGGAGACCUGUGGGCAAAACACUGAGAACCAAGUCAACCCGGCCACCUUUGGGAGGCUUGUGAGAUUGGUUUUUCCUGACCUUGGCACCCGGAGGCUGGGCACUAGAGGAAGUGCCAGGUAUCAUUAUGAUGGGAUCUGUAUCAAGAAAAGCUCUUUCUUCUAUGCCCAGUAUUGCUACCUUAUAGGUGAAAAAAGGUAUCACAGUGGAGAUGCCAUCACCUUUGAAAAAUCUACUAAUUAUAACAGCAUUAUCCAACAGGAAGCAACAUGUGAAGAUCAUUCACCGAUGAAGAGAGACCCAGUUGGAUCCCCUUUGUCUGAAUUCAGGAGAUGUCCAUUUUUGGAGCAAGAGCUAGCAAAGAAAUACUCUUGUAAUGUGAUGGCCUUCCUUGCUGAUGAAUACUGCAACUAUUGUCGAGACAUUUUACGAAACGUGAGGAACCAAGAACUUGAGAGGGUGGAGGACUUGCUUACUUCCUUCUGGAAGUCUCUGCAGCAAGACACAGUCAUGCUGAUGUCAUUGCCUGACGUGUGCCAGCUCUUUAAAUGUUACGACGUCCAGCUGUACAAGGGAAUUGAGGAUGUUCUCCUUCAUGACUUCUUGGAAGAUGUUUCUAUUCAGUACCUGAAAUCUGUGCGGUUAUUUAGUAAGAAAUUUAAGCUGUGGCUUCUUAAUGCUCUGGAAGGUUUUCCAGCCCUCUUGCAGAUCUCCAAACUCAAAGAAGUUACUCUAUUUGUCAAAAGACUAAGAAGAAAGACGUACCUUUCCAACAUGGCUAAGACUAUGAGAACGGUAUUGAAAAGUAAGAGGCGUGUCGGCGUUUUGAAGUCAGAUGUGCAGGCCAUCAUCAAUCAAGCCACUUUGGCUACUUCUAAGAAAGCCCUGGCAAGUGACCGGAGUGACGCAGAUGAACUGGAGAACAACCCAGAGAUGAAAUGUUUAAGAAACUUAGUUUCUUUGCUGGGAACAUCAACAGAUCUCAGUGUAUUCCUCAGCUGUCUGUCUUCACAUCUCCAAGCAUUUGUGUUCCAGCCCAGCAGAAGCAAAGAAGAGUUUAUCAAAUUGGCCGCCGGCUUCCAGCUGAGAUGGAACCUUCUUCUCACUGCCGUGAGCAAAGCCAUGACCCUCUGCCACAGAGACAGUUUUGGCUCCUGGCAUCUGUUUCACUUACUGCUUUUGGAAUAUGUGAUUCAUACACUUCAGUCAUGCCUAGAGGAGGAAGAGGAGGAAGAGGACAUGGGGAAUGUCAAGGAGAUGCUACCAGAUGACCCGACUCUUGGCCAGCCAGACCAGGCACUUUUCCACCCUCUGAAUUCCUCACGGCCCCAGACGUGUGCUGGCCCCAGCGUGGAGUCACUGGGGGUGACACCGACACACAUGGGCCAGGGCCGAUAUCCUGUGGGUGUGAGCAACAUGGUCCUCAGGAUCCUGGGCUUCCUGGUGGACACUGCCACGGGCAAUAAGCUCAUCCAAGUGCUGGUGGAAGAUGAAACCACCGAAAGUGCAGUUAAACUCAGCCUUCCUAUGGGACAAGAAGCCCUCAUAACCCUAAAAGAUGGACAACAAUUUGUGAUUCAGAUAUCAGAUGUAUCCCAAAGCUCUGAAGACAUUUAUUUCAGAGAAAGCGAUGCUAAUGUGUGAGAUUAUUUAUUUGUAUAGAGAAUAAGAAAACUGAUAGACUUGCAUUCUUAAAAAUAUUAAAUACUAGAGUUUUUCUAUUGACGGAAGACGAUGUUAUGUAUAUAAUAGAUGUAGCAUUGUCUAUGUUUAUGUAUUUCUAAGGAGGUGGUUUUGAUACAAUAUAUAAACUGAUUUGGAGAAU